Messenger RNA from Suillus paluster, 1707 nucleotides. RefSeq lists its product as uncharacterized. The record is from RefSeq and is a predicted model, not a curated record. Gene Ontology annotation, biological process: regulation of transcription by RNA polymerase II. Gene Ontology annotation, molecular function: DNA-binding transcription activator activity, RNA polymerase II-specific; zinc ion binding. The transcript is spliced from 8 exons. NCBI's taxonomy places the organism in Eukaryota, Fungi, Basidiomycota, Agaricomycetes, Boletales, Suillaceae. Bases 268 to 1707 code for a protein of 479 amino acids.
CGUCUUGCACAAAGCUGCCUACGAACGACUUGCAACUCCGUCAAAUCACACGAAGAGGUGGAUGAUUUAAAAACAUCUAUAUUGUCUCAGUUUUACCACUGUCUCUGGCGCUCAUAAAGAAUAUUGUACGCCCUCGCAAUUUUCGGGUUUAUUUGACAAAUCUACCAGCCUUCUACAAUUUUUGCAUUCAAGGGUACAGAUUUUUUGUCCGGGAAUCCGUGCUGUGUAUUUUUGGGGCUCAUAGCCAGUGCAGCAUACCCACACAGCAUGUCUGAAUCUCCUGAUGGAACAGACUCUGUUGGAGAUAUGAACGACGAUGGACAACUAACUAUCCGGAUUCCCAAUCCCAAGAUGUUCAUGGCUCGCCAGUCGCAAUGGAAAGGACGCCGAGGGAAGCCACGGUGUGAUCACUGCCGGAUGAAUAACUUGAAGUGUGAUAGAGUGCUUCCAACUUGCAAUCACUGCUCGUAUGCGAACGGGAGGGACUGCAGAUAUACACCUUUACCAACACCUGCUCACCGAGGAAUCCCGCGGUGUGAUCGUUGUCGUCUCAGAAAUAUGAAGUGUGACCGUAACUUGCCGGUUUGCAACCAUUGCGCGGAAGAAGAGAGUGCAACUGAGUGCAACUAUACUCCUAAGAAGAGGCAUAAAGUUCCAUCCGAUCAUGGCAUGGCGAGAGACAGGCAGACGGCUCCCUACGGCGCAAAGACGGCGUCUUUUCUGGUCUCUGACGUGCCGUCGCCAGAGGAGCACACCUCUAGAGACGGCCAUAGUUUUUAUGGACAAAACGUGGCGUCAUCAUCGAGGAGUCGUGAUGCAUCAGAUUCAUCCGCAUCCCGUGUUAGGGGUGGCUCCCAAGAGGGUGAACCUUCACUCUAUUCGCAUUUUGGUCGAUUCACUCCUGACUACAAUGGCCAAGGAUGGCCCUCCAGUUCAGGGCUCCAAAAAGAUACCCCACGCACCCAGCCCAAUAACCCAAUCUCAUUCAUCUCGCAUUCCUUUCCUUCUGACCAAGGGAUGGUAGUCACGAAAUCCCUUGUUGAAUCAUGGGCACAUACAGUCGUUUGCGCCUUUGCCCGAUGCGUCGAGAUGCCGAGUCGAGCGUCCUUUGAGGAUAGCCUUGCACAGUUCCUCCACGAUCUGCCGCAGGACCUUCAUGAAACUGCUGCAUUUGCACCAAAUAUUUACGCUGCCACGUCACAUGCGUUGUCGAAAGGCAGCGUCGACGGUCUUUCAGACCGGCUGCGCACGUGGUUGACAAUUCAUCAUGUGCGACUGGGAUCUGAGAAAUCCCACCUUCUCUUGAUACCACGGGACUCUUUCUUCCACCUCGAGGUCGCAGAAGAAGAGAAGCUCAGGAAAGACUAUAUCGGGCACAUAGACAAUCGCGGAAAGGCUUCUUCAAAAGUCGAUGCUGUUGAUCACGACUUCGGUGGAUUUGAGUGGACGAGAGCUUUUGAGCGCAUUCCCGUGCAAAACCAGAUCUACGAUAUUCUUGUCUACGCUCAUCGAGCUCAUGGCUCAUCUUCUUCAAUGCUAUUUGAGGCAAGGCGCAUAGGAAUGGCUACCAUAACCUGGCCGAUGGUCGAGAUGUUCAUUCGUCUGUGUCCCCUAUGCAAUCUGCGAAACAAGUCGGGUCACAGGUGUAAAAUGGUGUCCAAGAUCGACACUAUUGUUAUAUCACGAUAUCUGGGAAGUAUAUCUUAA